Messenger RNA from Trichophyton rubrum CBS 118892, 1447 nucleotides. RefSeq lists its product as uncharacterized. The transcript has a single exon. The coding region runs from base 938 to 1441 and encodes 167 amino acids. The record is from RefSeq and is a predicted model, not a curated record. NCBI's taxonomy places the organism in Eukaryota, Fungi, Ascomycota, Eurotiomycetes, Onygenales, Arthrodermataceae.
UGAUUAUUUGGCCCUUUCUUUGCUUUUCGUGUCUUUCCCUGACCAAAUCUCCUCGGUGCUGCUGGAGUCGGAGCAAGGACUGCUGCAAAUUAUUAACUGACAGACACCGGGCUGCCUCAACGGACGUACAUACAUACCAUGUUGCAGGAUGGAUGUAUAUAUAUGUACGUAUUAUGCACGGGGUAUCUUUCUGAUGCGUACAUUCAUGUACCCCUAACCAAUAGGCCAGUUCCAUACCACCGAUUGCUCGCAGAUCUCCGGCUGAUGCUGCUCGUCUUCUGCAUCUUCGCCAAUCGGCGAUCUUCCUACCUGGUACAGCCGAUUCUGCUGCAUAUCAUACCUUCUUCACCCGUCCAGGAGAGAGCAGGUGAGUAGUUAGAGAGAGCAGAGAAAGACUCCUCCAGCUUGUUUAUUCUCGGCCCGAAUCAGAAGACUAGAGCUAUCACCAGCAUUGAGCGAGUUGAUGAUUAGAAAAGGGGGGGGGAGGAAUAGCCUCAUUUACGGAGUAUUCGUAGCCAUGAAUUUAUUUUCCUUUGCCCUACACCGAUUGGGCCUUCAGUUCAGGCUGUAUAUAUGAUUCCCUACAGUCAAUAUAAUGCCAGUCGGCUUCCUCAAUUACAGGAUUAGUUGCCCUGACUCAGUCUCCAAGUAUCCAUGCUGUCUCUAUUUCCCCCUGCUUUACGGCUUAGUUUGAUAUCAAUUCUCCUCCCAUGAUCGAAUCAUGGUCUUUUCUUUGAUACCCAGCAGUUAGUUAGUUGCACGAGACCUUGAUGAGAAUCGAACAGUGUCAGCCAUUUGCAGCUGGACCCUUUUUUUCUUUUCCUUUUCCUGAUUAUAUUCCGGUCCUAAGGUCACACGGGCUAUCAAUUCCAACGGCGAAGGGAAAAUGGCCGUGGACCCUGCAACAUCCUUACAAGGCUGAUAUCCCUUUCCCUGGAUGUACUCCGAACUUGACUCCAUCUUCUCCAUCAGAUCUUCCAUCUUGCUCUGCUGUUUGGGGCCGAAGACUGACACCUCCGGUGCUGAUUUCAAUUGUCAUUCAAUCUCUCUCCCCCCUCCUUUUUUUACUCUUCCCCCAGCCCCCUUUACCGAUGCCAGCCAUGUCAUGAUAAUUUAUACACCCUGUGCUACUCUCACACCCACAUGGACGAAAGGAAGAAAAAAUUCUCCCUGCCUUGAAGCCUUCUCCCUUCUCGCUGUAUUCGCGACAUCUCUCGUAUUCCAUUCCUUCUUGGACCAGCCAAUGUCCUACUCUACUAUUUUUCCGUACCAGGUACAGAAGUACUACCACUACCGGCCGACAUACCGCCGUUCAGACCUGUUCGAAGAGGAAGAAAUAAAAGAAAACUGCAGCCAAAAAGGAAACACAGCCCAGAUAAUAAAAAAAUCCUGCUGGAGGGCAAUUUUAUAUCGACUCAAACCGCAGUUGAGCUGGAGUUAAAAUAAA